Molecule: messenger RNA, 210 nt
Organism: Peronospora matthiolae
Lineage: Eukaryota; Oomycota; Peronosporomycetes; Peronosporales; Peronosporaceae
Source: the annotation of a GenBank genome assembly
AUGUUGGACGUAGAAGACGACGGCGUUCACGUCACGCGUGAAGGCUACUCCUAUCUGAGUGACUUUGAAUGGGAGAUAGUCGGCACCAUGAGUGAGCUCAUGGGUGAACCCGCCAUUAGCGACAUGCUGGAGUCUCUUAUUAUAGACCAACAACAUGCUGCUAUCGACAAGUUCCUACAAGGGAAAUUGCUGUCGAAAGACAGAAGAUAG